GUCCCCUCGAUGGCAAUCAAAUGAACGUCUCUAUUUCCUUCCUCUUUGCGCUGUGAGUGAAGCUGACGGGACAUUCUGCGCGGGGGGAUUCUGUCACGGCAGAGAUGGCGAACUGGGCCGCCAUUGCGGGAUGCUUGGCUGCGAUUAGCAGGCCUGGCUUACUUCUGCCAGACAUUGCCGUCAGAGACAUAAGGGCGCUGGAUUGGAGGGCUCUGUACAAUUCUGGUGUACGAGGUGUUGUGUUUGACAAAGACAACUGCUUGACGAAGCCCUUUCGCGGGCGACUUGUGCCCGAGCUCGAAGAGAGCUUUGCCCAAUGUCAAGGCACGUUCGGAAAGUCGAAUGUGCUUAUCGUGUCUAACUCGGCUGGCUCCUAUCAGGAUCCACUUGGGAUACGAGCCGCAGAGGUGUCAGUCAACCUGGGAGGGACAGCCGUCUUGUAUCACAAGGCCAAAAAACCCUCGAUUCACUGCGCUCGCCAAGUCAUCUCGUAUUUCCAUGAGCGCUCUGUUCUGGGCAGCAUUCUGGUCGUCGGCGACCGCCCAACGACGGAUGUCAUUCUCAGUCAUCGCAUCAGCGACUCUCUUGCGAAACUUCGCCGGACCACGAACCAAAGCAAGCACCAACCCCCUGGGGGUUUGACGCUUUCGGCGGGUAUGCAACUCUGUUCUGGGACGUCCGAUCUUUCUUCCGAGAGCAUGCACCGUGGCUAUGCAAGAGGGGUCGCGGUGCUCACGACUGGUUUGUGGGAGAAUGAAGGCAGGAUCAACUCCCUGAUUCGAUGCCUGGAAAACGCCAUCCUCCGCGUUCUCGUCCGGAGACGCCUUGAGCCGGGAGGUGGUUGGAGGCGCUCCGCGCCUAGGCCAGUCAUGGAAGCUCUCUCCAUUGAUGGACCUUCAAUAGGGUUUGUUGAUGCUCAUUCCUCCAGAUGGCAGCUCAUUGCGACAAGGCACAGUCAACCAUCGCGACAGCAUGGCAACGACACGCUGCCAUCAUCCGCAGAGGCGUCCGACGAUCAGUUUCCCUUUUCCCAUGCGGCAAAGCCGCACCAGGCAACCGAUCCACAAGUCUCCGAUUUGAUUCGUACCUGUCUUCCGGCACUUUUCUCAGCAACUCAAUUCCUCGCAUCAUGGCGCCCCAUUUUGUGGGUAGACCGGAAUUUUCGCGAGGGCGUGCGCAUCGUCUGGCUUGGCCUCGUGGAGGGACUACUGCAGGCUGGAAUUUGGAAACCUAGGCGGCCUAGCGAUUUACCUGAGGAUGGCAGCGACAAUAGAAAUGACGCUCGAUUAGCGCCACGGACCAUACAGCGCUCGCCAGAUCUUCCGUUCUUUGCAAACACGACACGUAGGCCAACUUCUCUCUUGGCAUCAGGCAGGGGCCACACUACGGUGUCGGACGUGUUCGACAGGCGGCUGUUCGCUACAAUAGCGCGCAGGUCCUACUCAUCCUCUCCCUCUCUGUCCUCUGGCCCUGGGCCGAGUGGCAACCAGAAGCAGAAAAUCCGUGGGCGCGUGCCGCUCCGAAACUGGAUUGCGGCAUUGUCCGCACUUGUCAUCGCUCCGACGGGCUACAUGUUUGGUGCUUGGCUGCACGAGCUGCAAGAGGAGAAGGAAGCGGCUAAGGAAGCGGACUUGACCGCGGCAGCAUCGUUGAAACCGGCAGAUGAAGAGGCUAAACGAACAGGGAGCAGCGCCCGCCGUGAGGCCGAGGAAGCGAGACAAAGCAUCCUCUUGUCCAAAUACCAUCUGGAGCGGGAGAAGAGAGAAUUGCGUGACAAGAUUGCCAACCUGCAGGGCCGUCAGUCUCCAUGAGCGCUAAAGCAGACCCCAUGCGCUCUACGUCGGGCACCCCGCCUUCAACGGUGCAGGUGUACUUUCGGGUCGGCCAUCUCCUCGGGCUCCUGCAUGCGUGCAGGACUCGCUUUACGGAUGCGGCCUCUGUGCGUCUUCGAUCGGCGCAUAUUGAACGUGCCAACGGUGUACAAGGGUAUGUAAUGUAAGCGCCUCGUCGGUGUUCUCUAGCUGUGUGAUGAGGAGGCCAAUGAACUGUUUAUGUAGAUGAGCCCGAGUGGUUCGAUAGGAAGG
Tilletiaria anomala UBC 951 is the source of this 2084-nucleotide messenger RNA. RefSeq lists its product as uncharacterized. Bases 105 to 1811 code for a protein of 568 amino acids. The transcript has 6 exons. Gene Ontology annotation, molecular function: phosphatidylglycerophosphatase activity. Lineage: Eukaryota; Fungi; Basidiomycota; Exobasidiomycetes; Georgefischeriales; Tilletiariaceae. The record is from RefSeq and is a predicted model, not a curated record.